AUGUCCAGUGAGCAUUCGCCGGUGGAGCACCAGAGCAGCAUAUGCCUGCUGUGGCUGCUCAUCUGCAAGACGGCCCGAUUCCAGUUCGCCAAUACGCUCACCAGCGUCAUCAUCAUUGUGGGGCCAAUCGUUGUCUUCCUCGUCUAUGCGGCGACGGCUCUGUUCCGCGAGCCGCAAGGGGAGUCGUCGGUAAAGUAUCCGCCCGUCAACAUCACAACCAAAGUGCCGUAUAUUUUCUACUCGCCCAAGAAUCUCGUCCUAGCGGGUGUCAUCGAGGAUGUGGUUCACGAUUUGAAGGCCAUGGGCAGCGAGGCGUUCUCCAGCGCCGCGGAACUGAAUAGUGCGCUGACGGAGAAGGAUACAUAUGGCUCUGUGGGCAUUGAGUUUGACGACAGCCUCAGCGACAUAAAAGUACUUCCCAAUAAUGUCACGGUGGGUCUGCGCUUUCCGCUUCAUCUGCGCAAGAAUCCCAAGAUGGUUUGGGACAACAGCACGGUGUUCAAGCACUCCCAAAUGGACGUGGAUUUCUACCAGGUCGAGGGAUUUUUGGUAGUGCAGGCCAAGCUCAGCGAAGCAUUGAUCAGGGCCAAAAACGAAGCCGCUCUGCUACCGGAAGUAGUACUGCAGCACUAUCCAGAUAUCGUGGAGGUGAACGGCUUGGAUAACCGGGUGGCUUUGGGCGGAGUUCUCUUCCUGCCCUUCACCAUAUCUGCCGCAUAUCUUGCCCAAAUGAUUGUGAUGGAGAGGCGCGAUCAUAUUCGGGAUAUGCUGCACCUUAUGGGUGUGAGGGCGUGGAUAUACUGGCUGUCGUGGUUUCUGGUGGCUUUCCUGCUCCUGUCCAUUCCCACCGCAUUAAUUGUACUCUUGCUGCGGUGGCGCUUCUUUUCGCUGAGUGAUUUGACUCUGGUGCUGUUCUUUAUGCUGGUCUACAACUUUGAGGUGCUGACCUCGGCCUUCAUGAUUUCGUCCUUCUUCUCGGACACGGUCGGCGUGCAUGUGGCCAUAGUGAUCGUGCACCUGGUCGGCUGCCUGCCAUGGCGCCUAUUGCUCAUGGACUAUAAUCCCACUUUACCGCGCGCCAUAUUCGUUUGCCUAUUCCUCAACAGCUCGCUGGCCAUGGGACUGCAGCAGUUCGUCAAGAGCGAGAACCUUCGGCUGGGCAUGCACUGGAAGUAUAUGUUUGAGCGCACCGAUUGGAAUCAGUUUGUGCAGCUGGGCCCCAUCCUGAUCUUCAUGCUCUUUGGCUGUCUGCUGCGAUUACUUGUCCUUGUUUACAUGGAACAGCUGAAGAGUUAUCGGAACAGAAAGUGGUACUUUCCGGUGCAGUCUUCCUUCUGGUGUCAGCGGAAUGGGCGCUCCGGAUCCAGUGGCAGUGAUGUCGAGCGGCAGGAGACGGGAAUCAGAGGACAUCCCCUGAUUGUGCGGGCCAAAAACAUUGAGAAGGUCUUCAACGGACGGGUUGCAGUUAAAGAUCUUUGUAUGAGCUUUUACCAUGACGAGAUCACCGUGUUUCUGGGCCACAACGAUUCGGGAAAGUCGACCAUCUUCAUGCUCCUGGCCGGUUUCUUGCAGCCCAGCGCCGGUGAAAUCACCAUCAAUGGCUAUGACCUGGCCACCGAGCAGAGAAAGGCGCGGCGAUCCAUGUGCUUUUGCCCGCAGCACGAUGUGCUGUUCGAGAAAGUUGAGGCCCGAUGGCACCUAAAGUUCUACUGCCGCCUGAAGGGACUCAACCGGAAGGAGGCAUCUGCCGAGGCGGACAAGUAUCUGGCGAUCGGCCACCUGCAGGACUUUGCCAGCACCAAGGUGAAGAAUCUGCCCAGCGGCAUCAAGCGAAUGCUCAUGCUGUGCUGCAAUCUGUGCGGAAACUCUAAGAUACUCCUCUUGGACGAGCCCGGCACCAGCAUGGACCCUACGAUGCGCAGCAACAUGUGGGACUUGCUGCGGCGGGAGCGCGAGGGUCGCUGCAUCAUCAUGGCCACGCACAACAUGCAAGAGGCCGAGGUGGUCGCGGAUGAAAUUGUGAUACUGUGCGAUGGCCAGGUGAUUGGAUACGGCACCACGGGGUUUCUCACCCAGGUCGCGGACACGGGCUCAUCUUACCUACUGAUCUGCACCAAGAUGGACACGUGCUGGGUGGCGGAGGUGACGCACUUUCUGCAGACCCGUUUCCCGGACAUCAGGCUGCAGAACGAGUUCAGCAUCUACGUGACCUACGAGCUGCCCACCAAGCAUGUGCAUCAAUAUUCGGGCUUGUUUCUGGAGCUGGAGGAGGCAUUGACCGAACUGAAUCUGCUGGAGAUCAGUGUGUGUGCCCCUACGCUCGGAAGUGUCUUUCUGCGGAUGGGCGAGGAAAUGAGGCAGUCCUGGAAUCGAAUUAGCGCCAUUGACUUGCAGCCCAGUCCAUCGCCCAUGGCGUCCCUGCUCAAUCUCCUGCCCACCUUCGAUGUGCGCGAGGACGAUGGUCGCGUGAAGUGCUGCAAUCAAUGGCGGGCGAUCAUGGAGAAGAAGGGUCUGUUUCUGAGGCGCCACUGUAAGUUCUACUGCAUGAUCAUCGCGACGCCAAUCAUAAUCUGCCUGCUGCUCAUCUCCUUUGCCAUCUUCAUCUUCUUGGUCGACCAUCAUCUGUCCGAGCUGCUGGUCACGAACGUGAGCAUCUAUCCAAAGGCGGUGUUUGUGAUCGAAUUCCCGGCGGACGAGGACAGGUUCGCACGGCGCUACAUAGAGAAUGUCAUCAGGCAUGGGGGCUCCGUGCUGAAUACGCGGGGAACUCCUCUCGACAACUAUCUGCUGGAGGAGAUGAAGUCGGAUCUGGUAAAGGUGCAGCAUUCCUUUUUGGCCGGCGUCACCUGCGGCAGCAACGCCAACUCGAUCGUCGCCUGGUCAAACAAUAAGCUCAAACACGGCUCUCCGCUCUCGUUGGGGAUGGUGUACGCGGCCAUUGGACAGGAGCUGGCCCAGAUGGAUAUCCGGAUUGUGAACAAACCGUACCAGGAUACGGUUCAGCAGGCAGUGAGCGGACUGAUCUGCGAAAGCUCCAUUGAGUUCGCCGUGCUCGUGUUCCAUUACCUUGUCCUGGCCACCGCCAUCUUUGCAGUGCUGCCGAUCCUCGAGCGAAAGACCUACGUGCAGCACCAGCAAUUCAGCAGCGGAAUGAGCAGGAUCACCUACUGGCUGUCCCACCUGUUCUGGGACUAUUGCCUGUUCCUCGUAAUGGUCGGCCCAGUGAUCGUGAUCGGCGGCAUUGCCUUGGGAGCGGUAUUGCCCGUGGCAAUGCUUUUGCUUGCCUUCGGGUUCUCCGCCAUUUCAUUCACCUACCUGAUGUGCCUGAUGUCCAAUGAUUUGGGCAAAAUGUUCAGCAUUAUAUUGUACAUUAACAUGAUAGGUAUUCUGUCCUUUUUCAUCCAUCCCAAGAGUCCGCAAACUCGGUACGCCGUCAUUGAGUUCGUCCUUUCGGUCCAUCCGCAUUAUGCAUUAUGUUGCGGAGCGGCUGAGGCGAUACGUACGACUGGCUACAGCUGGAAGCAAUUCUUUUACAUGCUCUUCAGCGGAGCGGUGUAUCUGAUCCUUGUCGUCUUCGCGUGGCUUCCGCGGCUCAUAAGCUACAUUUUCAAGUACAUUAAGAACGAAAAAAUAUACCCAAACUACAAGGUUGAGGACAAAGAAGUUGCCCAAAUCCGACGGAGAUUAGCCUACCUGACCACCACGCAAUACGCUUACUUUCCUCUGAUCCUGAAGAACCUAUCCAAGCGCUUUGGCAGCUUUGUGGCCGUACGCUCCCUAACAUUGGAUCUAAACCCUUUCGAGUGCGUUGGUUUGCUGGGCAGGAAUGGGGCUGGCAAGUCCAGCACCUUCCGAAUGAUCGUGGGCAUGGAUUCGAUCACGGUGGGCAGCAUUCACAUCAAGGGCUACAGCCUGAAGACUCGUCCAACGAGCGCCUUGCGACACGUGGGCUUCUGUCCGCGGCAGUCGAUGCUCUCGUCCUUCAUGACUGGCAAGGAUGCGCUGCGCUUCUGUUGUUUGAUCAACGGCAUUCGGAAGGAGUACGUCAAAAGCUUGGUCACCUCAUUGGCCGAAUGCUUUGAACUCGUGCCCCACAUGAACAUGCGUAUCAGCACAUACAGCAACGGAACGAAGCGGAAGCUAAUGAUUGCCAUGGCCACUCUGGCGCCAUCGCUCAUGUGCCUGGACGAGCCCACCGCCGGCGUGGACAUGCAUGCCAAGUACGAGAUUUGGAGGAUUUUGGACGGCAUCCGUCAGGGUGGUCGCAGCAUUCUGCUGACCACGCACAACUUGGAGGAGUGCGAGUCCCUGUGCACCAAUGCGGGCAUCAUGGAGAACGGCUCGCUGCUCUGCUACGGCAGCUUGUCGCGGCUGAAGCACCGCUUCAAUAUGGGCAUUUUCGUCAAAGUGAAGAUGGGCACCAAAGAGGAAAUGGACGAUGAAAAGGACACUUGGAAGCUCAUCACCAUGAUGCCCCCAAAAGAUAGUGAAAUUGGCAGCCAGAUUGGCGCUGGUCGCUUGCUGUUGACGCACUUAUUAAGACACCACAAGCCUCCAGUGGAAGCAGGCAAGGAGUCAAAGCGCAUCUCACCACAGCCAGGACCCACAAACUCGGAAUUGAACAUGCGCAAGGACUACGAGGCAUUGUUGCAGAGAUUGGAGGAAGUCUUCAAGAAAGACCAUCCGUAUAGCACCGUCAGCGACAAGUACUCCUACCGAGGAAUGAUCACCUUCUGCAUUCCGAAGGGGCAGAUCAAGUGGUCCGCGAUCUUCGACUACAUGGAGAACCUAAAGGAGCAAAUGCAGAUAUUGUACUACUCGGUCAGCCAUACAACUUUCCAGGAUGUGUUCAUGGAGUUUGUCAGGAAGCAGACUCAAGAGAGCAAUGAAUCCCUUCAUGAGUCACACUCAUGAAUGCCGAAUGAAUGGUCGAGUUGCGGAACCCCUUAUCGUAUUACCGAAACUAUCUGUGAAAGCCUUGCCUUCGAAAUGCUAACAAAUCGACCAAAUUAUCAGUUGGCGUUGCAAAAAGAGGCUAAAUAAUCAUUAGUCUGCAUAUUCGGCAAAUCGAUACUCUUACAUGUAAACCUGUACGUACAUAUAUAUUUUAUGACUUUGCUAAUGAAUAAGAGCACAUACGAA
This is a messenger RNA of Drosophila santomea, 5142 nucleotides long. Its product is annotated as phospholipid-transporting ATPase ABCA1. The record is from RefSeq and is a predicted model, not a curated record. Bases 1 to 4914 code for a protein of 1637 amino acids. Gene Ontology annotation, biological process: transmembrane transport; lipid transport. NCBI's taxonomy places the organism in Eukaryota, Metazoa, Arthropoda, Insecta, Diptera, Drosophilidae. Gene Ontology annotation, cellular component: intracellular membrane-bounded organelle; membrane. Gene Ontology annotation, molecular function: ABC-type transporter activity; ATP binding; lipid carrier activity. The transcript has 9 exons.